GGUAAAUUCAAAACGCAACAGUCUGCUGGUAACCACCGCGCGAGCCUCACUUUCGACGACUCGUAACUUGACUCUGUGAAUAGAACGAAAAAUAAGUCUCGCAACGGUAGUCGUAUUGAGUUAGUGAUGCGCUAGUGUUUACUGUAUGUGAUUUUUUUAUUCGAGAGGAUAAUUUGAAUAUGUGUGGCGCGCGGCUGUUGUUAGCCGCCACGGCGCUGCAGGCCCUGAUCUUGGCAGUCAGCUGUGGCCAUCGCCGUUCUGUGCCAACUCAAGCGACUGCGCCCAUAUCGAAAAGUGGCUGGAGACCGGUAGUGGGAUCCGGUGGAAUAGUUUACUCAUUCGGUGGUCCGGUCCACGCGCCUUCUUACAAAAUACCGGUGCCUGUGUUGGACUAUCAAUCGUCUGCAAGACCGCUACCAGCCAGAGACGUGACAAAGCUAUCUUCGAUCGCACAGUCAUACCGUCCAACGACAUUGAGAACUGUAGCCACACAAUCUCCUCACGUCAACCAACCAAUCAAUUCCUAUCACAACCCUUACGUUUUAAGCAACGGACUCUCUUACAAAUACAUCCAGAACAUUCCCCUCGAUACGUCUUAUAUCAGGAAUCCUCACAAUCCAUUCGCGCGACCGGUGUUUUCCAAAUAUCCGACGAAGUUCAAGCAACAGGCUCAGAACAAUGCGUUGCAACAGCUGACUAGCCUCCAACCUAAUUAUUUCGGCCAGUACCAAACACCGAAGCCCACGGAUAUAUUCGGGAAACCGAUAAACGAUUAUGUGAGCCCGAACGUCGUUAAGAAUUCUCAGGCGGCGUCAAUGGAAAUCUUCAAACCUGAAGUGUAUAAGCUGCCAGAUACGAACGCAGCUUCUCAAUCGGUCAGUCAGCAAGUGAAGACAGCACAGCAGCAGAACUUCGGCCCUCAAACGUUCAAUCACUUCCCUCAGUACACAUUCCAAGACGCUGCAUUACCGCACAGUAUAUUAGGUGCCUUCGGAAAUUUUGGUAUCCAAACCUACAAGGGUCAUGAUCCAGUAUACCCCAACACGAAACAAACGUUAUCACCUGCUCAAACACAAAAACAGACAAUCUUCAAUUCAUUCAGUUACAAUCCGAAUUACAAAUCAACACCCAACCAGUUUAUCUCAACAACACCAAGACUUCAAACUACGGCCAAUUUUAAUAACAAUUACUUUGUUUCAACCUUAGCCGAUUACAAGGUUACACCUCCGCCAAACUCGAAAGUAGCGACGGCACCUAAGAUAGAUCCCAACGCCGGAGCAAAAGAUUCAUUUAAGCCAAGCCCUCAAGAUCCAUUUAGCAAAAACUAUGCGACAGACUUUAAUAAAGUAACCACAUACAAUCCUGUGCAAACUACAACGACUGCAAACGCUUUUUACGAGUACAGCUUCCCCCCGCAACAAGCGUCACAAUUACAAAACUAUUUCGACCAACAGAACGCUAAUUACAAUUACGAACAGAAGAAACAGAAAGUAAAUGACAAUGUCGCUUCUAGUGUCAACCAGCAUUCUAAUCAAUAUGAGAUCCAAAAAGUAGAAUCCCAAGCUAUUUCGAAUUCUCCCCGCCGACCUACGUACGAGGUUAUUGAAACCACGGAGCCAGAAGUAAACACCCAUUCGUCAUCAACAAGUUGGACUUUGACGUCUCCAUCGUACGCGAAUAACGACAUUAAGUCCACUGAGCAGUCGUUUAAUAAAGAGGAUUACGAUGGUGUCUAUACCAAACCAACAACAACGCCAUUACCUCAACUUCCCGAUGAGUAUGCCAUUGAGAAUCAGCCCGAUAAGAGUUUGGAACACUUUUUCAAUUAUGACGGACAAGUUGAGUCUCAAAGUAGACGACCGCUAGGCGAUGACUUUGAGCCAAUCGGAAAACAUAAGCUCAAAGAUUAUUACUACAGAGUAUCUACACCUGCUUACAAUGAACAAAACGCGAAACGAACGAAAAAUCCAUCCGACGCAACUAGAGUAUCCGUUUCUGUCGAAACAAGUACUUCGUCGAGCAAAGAUAUCAAUGGAAUACCAUUAGAAACAUUGCCUACACUACCUCCUAACCGCCAUUUCAAACGACCUAGUUCUUCAGAGCCCCUUGACAAAGACAGAAUUCGUAAAAGAAAUAAGAUAAGGAGACGCCGUCCUAUUGGCAGUAGAUCGAAGGAAGAAAUCAGCACUCGACCUAAUAUUCAAACUAGUGAGAUUCCGCAAACUACUGAAGUUGACGAGGUUCACACAAUUAGGCCAAGAAUCAGACCGACAUAUCAACCGAACACUACCCCGACUGUAACAACCGAUUCAACUACAAGCGGUUUACCUACAAUCACUCCCACGGUACCAGGCUUAAUAAAAAAGAAAUUAGUACACCGCCGACCAAUCACCACUACUGAAAGACCAGAAACAACAACAUCUGUACCAGUCAAGGAGGACUCAAGUAAAGAAUCGUCAAUUAUGAAGAUUACAAGUCGUCCACAAUUUCCCAAGCUUACACCGUCUGUGUACGAAAUACCGGAUUAUAGUCACAAGCAGGAUGAAAAAGAUACUCCUACUAGCGACGUUGCUGUGAGCAUAAACGAUUCAUACAAAAACUCUGUGAAAAAUGUUCAAGAGUUUUCAUUCCAUAAAGACGUCAAGCCCAUCGAAGCUAAAUUAGAACCAGUUACGAAUCAACGUUAUAGAGAAACUACAACUGAACAGUCUAGUGAAUUCGAUACAAACGGCGAAGUCACUACUACGAUUCGUCCAGAUACUACUUCUGUCGUUGGAAAUGGUCAAAGACCUAGACUCAGGAACAAAUAUAAUCGUCCUAAAUUCAGCGUCAAAGACUAUAGAAACAGAAUGGGAUCUACAACAAGCACUACAGAAAAGCCUGUUGAAAAUACACCAAAAUUGAGAUACCCUCAUAGAAGAGUACCCUACAAUGAAAACCUUAACACUGAAAGUGAAACUACAACUGAAAAGAAGAGAUUUACUCCCAAAGACCCGAGACACAAGCCUGAAACUGACUUAAACGAAGAAAAGGAGAAAGAGAUUCAUUCAAUUCGACAGCACUCUAGACAGAGGCACACUACGUCAGCUGAUGAAGUUGAGUCGACUUCGCCGAAAAUUUCAGCUCGCAUUCGCAACGGUCUCCGCAGACCCCGUCCGACAGAAGAAACCACUGAAACUACGAGUCAACAAAGUACGGUCCACCACAGAAGACCUCUGAGAAAGAAAAUCAAAGAUUCAGAAAUCGGAGAGUCCGUACAGGACUUUGCUGUGACCGAAACUACACCUUACGAAGUUAAAAAUGAAAUCACAUCAGAGAGAACGAGAUCCGAGAGUGCUAUUAUGAAAAUAGCCGACAAAAAGCAUCAUGAAAAUGUUGAAAAUCUGUUCGAACACUCAAAAAGAGUCUCAGACUUAACUUUAGCCGCUAGUAAAGAUUACAAUAAACCGGGUAUGUUCAAAACAUUGGGAACAAACAGUAGAAGAAUACCGAAUUAUUUCACCAUAGCGACCGACGAUCCAAUUCUGCCCAUAGAAGCAUUCUUUCCACAAUUAAAUCAAAAGAAAGACUCCUAAACAUAAUCAGUGAUUUUAUACCAAAACCUUUUUUCUGCCAAAGCUAUUGAAAUGGGCUAUUAUUACUUUGUAGUUUUUUAAGUAAGUUUAUAAACUCGUGAAAAUAUGCAUCAUUAUCUUCAAUUUGAUUUGUAUUUCUGUCUUCCUAAAAACCAAGAUGUACUGAAGUUUUAAAAAUAUAAUUUAAAACAGUGUUUGUAUAGAAGGUUUGUGUUUUCCAAAGAUUCAUCGCAAGGACUGCAGCAGUGCACAUUUAUUCGGCAAUAUAUCUCACUAUUUUUUAAUUACCCAAAACACGCUAUCUGCUGCUAAAAGUGGACUCUUAAGAGAAGUAAAAACGGUUUCAAAAUAUUUCCAAACACAAGUUACUUUACUGAUGAAAUAAUAAUAUUAAUUCGUUAUAAAUAUUACGCAAGUUCUUAACUCGCAAAUUAGAGCAUAUUAUGGCCAAACUAGGGGCAUAUUGUGGCCAAACUAGAACAUAAAUUAUGGUCAUAUUAUGGCCAAACUAGGGCAUAUUAUGCUGUAUGUAUAGAAACCUUCUUAAAAGGUUUUCUGUCGCCAAAUAUUCCUAAAUCUUGGCUGUUUUUCUACAUGAAAUAUAUUACUGUAUUUUUGAUACUUUCAAACUAGUGGUCUAUUAAAAACUAUUAUAGCCUCAUGUGUGUUUUGUAUGUGAUUAUGAAUUAUGAUAAACAGUUAUUGAAUGUCUCAUUUGCAUCAUAGCUUUUAAUUUUAAUUAUUUAUUAUAUUUCAAAUUUGUUUAAAUGUAGGUACUGUUGUUAAUUUCAAAUUUUAGAAACAUUAAAAUCUUAUCAUUAGAAUGUUUUAGCAUAGGUUAGCUACGAGAAGAUGUAAAUUCAAUAUUUAUAUUUUUAGUUUUUAAUGUGUGUAAAUAAAACU
Bombyx mandarina (wild silkworm) is the source of this 4478-nucleotide messenger RNA. RefSeq lists its product as uncharacterized. The record is from RefSeq and is a predicted model, not a curated record. Lineage: Eukaryota; Metazoa; Arthropoda; Insecta; Lepidoptera; Bombycidae.